Messenger RNA from Notolabrus celidotus (New Zealand spotty), 1617 nucleotides. RefSeq names its product C-type lectin domain family 10 member A-like. The record is from RefSeq and is a predicted model, not a curated record. The transcript has 6 exons. Lineage: Eukaryota; Metazoa; Chordata; Actinopteri; Labriformes; Labridae. The coding region runs from base 13 to 1401 and encodes 462 amino acids.
UGUGCAGGUAAAAUGGUCGGUCUUCAUUGGCUCCCCUGGAUUAAUAAUUCAAGAUCUGGAUCAAUCACAAUCACUUCAACCAAGCAGGAGCAGGACAUGUCUCCAGCUUGCCUCUGCAUCAGAAAAAACACAACGUGUCACCACGUCUGUCGGAUCGUCGCUCUCUCCACACUCUUCUUGUGUCUGUUUGUGACCUGUGUAUCACUUUCUGUCCUGUAUAACAGUGAGCCAGACGGUAAACCAGAAAAGAAAAGCCGCAUCUUUGAGUACCAGAACGUCACUGACAGCCUCCAGGCUCUCACUAAAACAAACACAGAGCUGAGGAGAGAGACUGAAACUCUGAAGGAGCAGACCAGACUCCUCAACAGGACUUCAGCCAAACUGCUCUCAGUUAAUCUCGCUUUGAGUUUGGAGAGCGCCGAGUUAGCACAGAGUACCUCUAAUCUGACUUCUGCAAAUUUACAACUCACACAAGAGCUGGAGCGACAGGUCCAGAUCACCUCUGAGCACGAGGACAAGGAGCUGAACAUGACUCGAACCAUCAAACACCUGAAAGAGUCCAACACCCAGCAAGAGGAGGAGAGACGGCGACUGUCUGAGACGACCGGCCUCCUGAGAGACGAGCUGCUCCAGGUGAAGAGAGAGAAUCAGGAGCUUCUGGAGAUCAACGACAAGUUUCACAUAGAAGUUAAAAACCUGAGUGAGAAGCUGGAGGCUUUGUUGAAUGACGGCUGUGAGGAGCUGAACGUGCAGCUUCAGGAGAGAGUGACGGAGCUGCGAGAACAGAAGCAGAACCUGAGCAGGGUGUUGAUGGAGGAGAGGGAGGAGGCUGCAGAACGAGAGGAGAGAAGGAGAGAACAGGGGGAUAGAAUGACGGAGGAGGUGAGGUCGCUGCAGGAGGCCUAUCACUCCCUGGACCUCUACUGCCCCGUGGUUAAUCACGAGACCAACGAGCGAAGCUGUAAAAGGUGUCCGGACAGCUGGAGACACUUUGACUCAAAGUGUUACUACUUCUCCCCUCACACUCUCACCUGGAGCUCCAGCAGAGCCUGGUGCCAAACACAAGGGGGCGACCUUCUCAUCAUCAACAGUGAAGAAGAACAGAGUUUCAUCUUUGAGAGCAGCCGGGCAGUGCAGCAGAGUGGCUCCAGGUUGUGGAUUGGGAUGACGGACGCUGAGGUGGAGGGUGACUGGAGCUGGGUGGACGGCGGAUCGCUUUCUUCAGACGUACAGUUCUGGCUCAGCAGACCAGGAGUAGGAACUGAGCCCGAUGACUGGAAGCAGGACGACCCUUCAGGAGAAGACUGCGGACACAUAGACACCACCGAGGACACACACACGUCGUGGAUGGACGGCUCCUGUAGGAUUCCUUACAGAUGGAUCUGUGAGAAGAGCGUUUAGUUUUGUCCUUUAACAUUUUUUUUUCAUAUUGUAUAUAAAAACAGAUUAUCUGAAGUUUCCCUCACUGUGACAGUUACAGAUCUAAGACCACAGGAGUUGUUCAUUUCUUACUUUUUUAUUUACAUCUACAAACAACUUGAGCAGACUUCUUUUUGUUGAUACAGUUCAUAACAAAGUUGAUUCAAAAUCCUUCAAUAAAAACAAAUAAGACAUCAA